UACUUAGUUAACAGAAAGUUCAGUCCUUGACGUGACAAAGUGACAGUAACAAGUGCUGAAAUCAUGGAAAUUAAGUUAGUUAUUUUAUCGCUGGCUUGCCUGUCAUGCCUGGUGCCACCAGCUUACUCCACAGCCCUCACAGCCAAGCUCGCAGCAGCUGGGGCUGCCAAGGGGGCUGCCUUACUGGGUGCUGGAAUUCUGGCUAAAGGAGCGGUUCUUAAAGGCGCCUUACUUGCGGCGUUGGCUGCUAAAGGUGCUCUGAUCGGCGGCGCGGCACUCCUGGGAGCCAAGGCGCUGAAAUUGGGCGCCGCUUUGAAGAGCGCAGUUUUGAAACCACUGCUGCUGCCAUCUCCCGUGGUGGUUGAGAAACCUGUGCUCGUUGAGAAGCCAAUAGUCGUGGAGAAACCUGUGCUGGUCGAGAAACCAUUUGUCGUGGAAAAACCUGUGUUUGUGCACAAACCUCUUGUCUUCAAACCUUGGCCUUAUCAGGUUCCCAAGCCGUCCGUCGUGAUAAGCCCUCCGAGCCCGUCUAAGAUCGUGGACAGGCUGAGUAACCUGAUCAGCGUGAGCACCAACGCUGUGGCCAAAAAGACGGAGGCAGUUGGAGAACUGCUUGCCUCAUUGCUGCCAAGCAAGGCUGAAGUUAGCCCGCCUAGACCAGUAGUCUACCAACUAGUGUCGCCUCCCAAAUUCUACCCCGCACCUAAAUUCUAUCCUGUGCCAGUAUUCGAAAAGAUAGUUAAAAAGAAGUAAUUAUUAAUUCAAUUAUUGUUUCCG
Molecule: messenger RNA, 777 nt
Organism: Amyelois transitella
Lineage: Eukaryota; Metazoa; Arthropoda; Insecta; Lepidoptera; Pyralidae
Exons: 5
Coding region: 64-753 (229 amino acids)
Source: RefSeq, a predicted model, not a curated record